Messenger RNA from Nothobranchius furzeri (turquoise killifish), 4601 nucleotides. Its product is annotated as G patch domain-containing protein 2-like. The record is from RefSeq and is a predicted model, not a curated record. Gene Ontology annotation, cellular component: nucleus. NCBI's taxonomy places the organism in Eukaryota, Metazoa, Chordata, Actinopteri, Cyprinodontiformes, Nothobranchiidae.
CUCCAAGGCUGAAUUUUGGCUCCCUGCUACUGCGGGCUGUUUUGGAAUGACGUCAUUCCGCAGCGGAGCCACCGGAUUGGCUGGAUCACUGGGCGGAAGGUGCGUCUGUUGUCCCAGCUGUGUGCUGAAAACAAAACAAGACAAGCUGCGACUGCAUCAUGAUGGAUGAGCUGGUGCAGGACCUGGUUUCUGCACUGGAGCAGGCCUCGGAGCAGAGCAAGCUCGGGGAGCUGUGGGAGGAGAUGGUCAUAAGUCCGCUGCAGCAUCGCCGGCAGAUCCGCCGCAGACGGGGUCGUAAACGCCUUCACGAGUCCUCCGUGUACCCGACGGCACGUAGACGAUGCUGGAUUGAGGCCUCUGAGUCCAGCCUGGAUGAAGCUAAAGAUUACAGAGAGAACCUGUCCUCUUUAAAUGCAUCUGUGGCCAACUACAGCGACUCAGACGAUGCAACUACAACUGACCACUGGCCUUGUGUCAUUAGAAGCCCCGUCCGGUCGAGGCAUCCCUCCUGGCCUGAGUCUGAUUCCUUCACUGAGAGUAAUCCGGGGCAGCCACUCAGGAGGCGCAGGAAGGUCAAGCGUAUGACCCCAGAUGUGAGGGUGAGAUUUCAGCAGAAAUUACACGUGAGGAACAAUGGGAAGAGGAGGCAAAGGCCAACUAAGGUGCAGCGUCUGUCAGGAUCGAAGAGGAGGUCGAGUGGAUGGAUGGGAGCAGAGAAACAGACUGAAGGAGGCAGACUGAUGGGAAACGAGUGCUGGAAGAGAAAGAUGGCCAAAGAACACAGAGAUGCUGCUGACGAAAACAUGUCUGAUGGGGAAACCAGCAGCACCUGCAGCAGCGACCCCGGUCUGUUCACAAACGACGAAGGAAGACAAGGCGAUGAUGAGCAGAGCGACUGGUUCUUCGAGGGGGACUGUGGAGUCGGGAAGGCGGUGGCAGGACUCCUGCCCAACUGGGACUCGGACAGCUCACUUUCUCUAGAGAGUCGACGCACCUCCACCAACUUCCUGCAGCCUGCACGGCAAUCUGUCAGAGGGUAUCACUCACGUCUGAAUCGCCUGCCUUGCUCUGCUGCCUGCUGCUUCAGGAAGGACAGGAGACGACUUCCCAGGAAGAGCCACAACAUGCCAGCGUUUGUGGAAAGACUGAGGCACUUCUCCCAAGAUCGUUCCCAGAGAAACUUCUGGCUGCCUCCUGUUGGAAAACCUGACAGGAACCAACUGAACCCUUUGUGCCCAUUGCCAGUGUGUCCUAUUGAUGUGGCGUCAGAGAGCUCCCCUCUCAGGUGUUCGUCCUCGCUCUACAGAAACAGGCAGAGCAGUUUAAUGGCAGGAGACACAAAGAGGAGGAGAGGAACAGAGGCUGUAUCCAUCACAGCAUCAGAGCCCCAGAUUGAAGAGUCGAAAGAAGGAGCCAGUAACACAUCAUGCCUAGAAGUGGGACCGCGAGCACCCCAGUUUUCUUCUGGUGCUCAGCCUGAGAGUUCAUCUUUACUCCACGAGGACACUUGAACGGAGCUCAACAGAGAGAAACAGAAAAAGAAAACUAUUGUGCCGGGGAAUUCAAGAAAAGAAGGAACUAUUAUUGCUGCACAAACUUUACAACAAAGAAAUAAAAAUUACAAAGCACAUCAUUAGUCUUCAAAUCAGCAUGUUCCUGCUUGAUCCAGCCCUUCCAGGUAGUAUAUUAAGCAUGGCAAAUGUUAAUGCAAUCAAGCCUUGUUAAGCCCUUCGCCAUCUCCUCAAAGAAGAAGUCAGCUUCAAGUGGCUUCUUGUCUGACUCUAAGACUUUGCUUCUUCCCCCUGUUCCCACACAAAGUCUCCAGGCCACCUGCUACUGCAAAGUCCAAUUAUUAUGCCCACUCUAGUAGUGCAGCACUUGUCAGCAGGAACCUUGGAAGCAUGGUCAGUUGAGGCUCAGUGGUCCGGGCGGGGGGAGAGUCUGCUCUACUUCAGGGCGGCCAACAAUGGCUGUAAGAACAUCACAAUGUUUGGCUACCACAUGCUGUUGUGGGGUUACGAGAGGCGACCACCGGUGGCGAGCCACACAAAGUACAGACCUCCUAUUAGCAUGGAUUUGAAAAGCUACAGUUGCUACAAAGGUGCUCAUUAGCACAACACAAGGGGAGUGUAGUCACGGUCCUCGGAGGGCUGCCUCUGUUCUCAUCAGGUUACUUUCUAUAUUCGAAUUUCCCCAAACGUAUUUAAAGUUCAAGGCUAGCUGCAAGUCUGUUCGAAAAGGCUGUUUUUCUGCGAUGGAUGAGUUGCUUUUAGAGCGGUGCAGUGGACGAGUGGAAGCUAGCAGACAGAGGAGCUUUUAGGAAACAAACCCUUGGGGUAUCCAGUUCCCCAGUGCUCCCACCAUCAGAUGCAUUAAAGGAUCAAUGCAGCAUACAGUCAGAUCAAACACAGCAGUCUGAGCCAAGCUAGUAAACAAGCAGGUUUCCCAGAAAAAAAUAAUGCACCCGUUUACAGUGAUGUAAACAUGCGCGUCCUCUCGGUGAGAACAUUUGUAGCCCGUGUUGCACCUGCAAACUAAUUCUGUUGAAAACAGCCUGCAGAAAGUAUUUCUUCCUCAUAAAAUCCCCCAAAAUUUUACAUCAAAGGUAACAAAUAUGCACUUUAUUUAACAAGAGAACGCCACAUGUCUUUUCAACAUUUUAAAGCCUUUUUUAAGAGAAGAAUCUCAUUUAAUAAAAUGAGAUUUGACAAUUAAUAUGAGUUGUACGUCUGCAAUAAUCCGCGUGAGAAGGAUUUAUGUGAUCAUGUUUUAGAGGGAUGACAUUUAUAAAUGCUGUGUGUGCACACUAGUCUAAAUGGAUGCUUCGCACAAGACAUGCUGCCACAGAAAUCAGUCAAAGUGUUCAGACGGAGCGUGUCCCACCCCCCACCACCACCGAUGCGCCUCCUCCUGCAGCUUUACUCUGGUCUCUCCACAUCAGGAGAAGAAACCUGAUUAAUAGGAGUUGCACAGUUUGGAGAUCAUUAUUUAGCAAAAGCAAAAAAAUAAAUAAAAGCCUUAUCUGACAUCAAGUGUUUUGGUGCUAAUGAAUUGAAGGAAGAUGCAUCAACUCACACAUGCAGGAAGAUAGAAAAAUAAUACCCCACUUGUCAUUUUGUAAUUAGCAGUCAUCAUAAUGACACCUCAGCCAGACCUUAACGCCCCAAAAUGAAUUUACAUCGGCUCGAAAAUAUGGGAAUAACAUCUGUGGAGCUAGUCAAUUGUCUUGUUACAGUUAAGGAAUCCGGCUGGCUGGUUCCACUCAUAAUUCAUCCCAGGUAAAGAUUACCUGUCAGGCCCAUGGGAGAUGUAUUGAUCUGUUUUCCUUUUUCCACCUGCAAUCACCUGACAAAGGCACCUAGGAGGCGAGUGAAUGAGUGAUGCCUGGUGUGUCUAGUCAAGCCCGGUGGUUUCUAGUGUCCAGUGAUGGGUGGAGAGAGGAUGAGGAAGAGUCGGUGAUCAUGCAGUCAUAAACUCCCUUUGAACCUCGUCUGUAUGCAUGCAGAGCAGUUCUCCCCGAGCCCCGGGUCACAGGUCAGCAGGGAAUUUGCUUUUUUGGCUCCUUUUCUUGUCACUGGCAUUUGUUCAUGCUGUGCAACUUGUUCCAAAGGGUAGAAAUGCAUGCAUGGGGGGUGCGUGAACUCUGGUUCACGCUGACAACUGCAUGUUGUAAGUCAGAGUCGUUCAGCUCACUUUGGAUUUCAACAGGAAAUCCAAAUGAUUUUGAUGCCCUUCUAACAAGAACGUAGUUCUGCCUUUUUGAAAAUAAUGUUUAUCGUGGCAGCUAAAGUUAUUUAUGCAUUUUCUUAUUCAGAUUUAUUAGAGUGCCAAUACACACACACACACACACACACACACACACACACACACACACACACACACACACACACACACACACACACAUAUAUCUUGAUGGUAAUGUGUAAACUGUGUUGUAUUUAUGACGUGAUGCUUUAAAAUCAAAUAAUUACAGAUUUAAAUCUGGGCAUUUAAUUUUUGAAUGUAAUUACAUGUUAGAUGGUGCAGAAGAUAUGUCCAUAGUUUUUUUUAUUACCAUAUUUUCUAAUUUCAUUUACAAGGAUUUAAAUAAAUCUUGGCGAUAUCAGGGCUUCGAGGCAGCUAUCCACAUUUGAAGCCUUGUACAAAUAGCAUCUUAUCUCUUAAGGCUGUUAUCGUUUUGCCUAAUAGCAGCAGAGGCACGCCUAAUUGCUUUGCAAAUGAUCUGAAGGGGAUUACUAAUCCCUUAGAAAGCCUGCACCAUGUCACCAGAUGUUACAAUAGUAAAAUUCAAUCAAAUUGUAAUGUUUAUCCACUAGAUGUCUUUUAUGGAAUCAUCAUUGAGUGUUGAAACAAAACUGAAUUUAAGAUAUUGGUUGAAAAUGUUCAAGUGAAUUUUGUAUGGCCAGUCACGUUUUUUUGUGCAUUUUAAGGAUGAAAGAUGGAUGUUUAUAAGAGGUUUAGUCUUUUAAGUCAUAAGUUAAUAUUUUUAUGACUUAAUCAUUCAUUUGUAAAAUAAAACUGCAUCGUCCAAACCAAGUUAACUCUUUAUGUCAAGAACUAAAAUCAAGCACUUGCAAUAAAUGGUAAUGUGUGACUAUCUA